Molecule: messenger RNA, 2109 nt
Organism: Pseudoliparis swirei
Lineage: Eukaryota; Metazoa; Chordata; Actinopteri; Perciformes; Liparidae
Product: phosphatidylinositol 3-kinase regulatory subunit beta-like
Exons: 12
Coding region: 317-1966 (549 amino acids)
Biological process (GO): phosphatidylinositol phosphate biosynthetic process; insulin receptor signaling pathway
Cellular component (GO): phosphatidylinositol 3-kinase complex
Molecular function (GO): 1-phosphatidylinositol-3-kinase regulator activity
Source: RefSeq, a predicted model, not a curated record
CCGACCUGAGAUGACGUCACGCGGCUUCGGUCUGUUUACGGCUCGGUAACCAUAGCAACGAGGUGCCGGGUGAAGCUUCGGGAACGCACGGCGAGGUGGUUCUGGUCCGAGACGAGAAUCCUGAAGCAGAACGGAUAAUAAAACCACGAUGACGUCGUCGCUCUGCCGCGUGGUGAAGAUCAACCGGGGGUCCGGCAGGACGACGCCCGACCUCCGCAACCAAUCAGACGCGAGCGUGACGUCGAGCACGUGACCGGCUUCCUGCUGCUUCCACGACUUUCUCCGACUCCUGGACCGCUCGGUCCGUGUGGACGACAUGUCGGAGGAGGGUCUCCGGCCCGGAGCGCCGGUCGCCGCUCGGGACCGUGAGACGACGUCAUCGCUCGAAUCGCUCCACCUCGGGGACCGGGCGGGGGUCAUCGGCCCCGUGGAGGAUGACCCUGAGCCUCUUCCUGAACUUCCUGUGACGUCAUCGCCGCGGCAGACGGACACAUCGUGGCCUUCAGACGCCCGCCGGCCGGAGAUGGUCCCACACGACGCUCCGCCUCAGUCCUGCAGCCCGGCGGCGUUCCCGCAGGACGUUUUUCCCUCCGCCGUCCGCCACGAGGACCGGUUCGCUGCACUGAGAGACGCCGGCGGGACAGAAGGAGAAUCUCAACCCAAGAGCAACAGAACCAGAACAAUGGCCGCAUGCGACGGCAGCUGUGGGGACGACCACCUGGCCGACGCCGAGUGGUACUGGGGGAACACCUCCAGAGAGGAAGUGAACGAGAUGAUGAGGAACACUCCGGAUGGAAGCUUCCUGGUCCGAGAUGCUUCCAGUAAAGUGAAGAAGGAAUACACACUCACACUGAGGAGCGGCGGCUCCACCCGGCUGGUAAAGAUCCUCCACCUCGGGGGCCGCUUCUCGCCGGCCUUGGCUCCCGGGUGGGUGUCCCGGUGGUUCCGGAGGGGGUCUGCGGCGGGCCCUGGCCUGGAUGAUCCCUCCUCGGGGGGGCCGCUCGUUCUCGCCGCCCCGGGCGGCUCCGUGGCGGAGCUGGUCCGGUUCUUCCGGAGCGAGUCUCUGGCCCGGUACAACGUGAGCCUGGACACGCGGCUGCUCCACCCCGUCAGCAGGUACCGGCAGGUGGGCGUCGACCUCGAGGCCGUCGGAGAACAGCUGAGGAGAUUUCAGGAUCAAUACCGAGAGAAGAGCAGCGAGUAUGACCGACUGUUCGAGAAGUUCAACCAAACCUCUCAGGAGCUGCAGAGCAAGCGGACGGCCAUCGAGGCGUUCAGCGAGAUCAUCCGGAUCUUUGAGGAGGAAACGCAGGAACGCUGCAGCAAGGAGGACAUCGACAUGUUCCUCACAGCGGACACGCAGACAGACAGGAUUCAGACCAGCUCAGAGGAGCUGCAGUCGCGGGUGGAGGAGAUCCACAGCAGCAGGAGGCGGUUGGAGGAGGACCUGAGGAGGAAGGCGUUGGCCCACAUGGAGGUGGACCAGAAGAUGGACCUCCUGAAGCCCGACCUGCUGCAGCUCCGCAAGAUCAGAGACCAGUACCUGCUAUGGCUCACCCAGCAGGGCACCAGACAGAGUCAGAUCAAUGAGUGGCUGGGUAUCAGGAAUGAGGAAGAAGACCCGUACACUGUGGCCGACGAGCAGGAGGAGAGCAGCUGGUACGUCGGUGCGAUGAGGAGGAAGGAGGCCGAGGAGCUGAUGAGGGGGAGGAGGGAUGGGACCUUCCUCAUCAGAGACAGCCAGACGCAGAGGGGCUGCUACGCCUGCUCCGUGGUAGUGGACGGGGACGUGAAGCACUGCGUGAUCUACAGAACCUCCUCCGGGUUGGGCUUCACCGAGCCCUUCGACCAGCACCCGUCGCUCAGGGAGCUGGUGCUGCACUACCGACACACGUCGCUACGGCAACACAACCAGCAGCUGGACGUGAGGCUGGCGUGGCCCGCGCUGCGCCCGCAGGAAGGAUGAGGCUCAGCUGCAGCUGGGGCGCCAGGGUGCCAGCCUUCACUCGUUCCACCUCAGAAGCCCCAACGUGGACGCUGUGGCUCUGACAAAGUACUUUCAUACUUCAGUGCUCAGAUCACACACACACACACACACACACACACACA